Hordeum vulgare subsp. vulgare (domesticated barley) is the source of this 1509-nucleotide messenger RNA. Its product is annotated as embryonic protein DC-8-like. Lineage: Eukaryota; Viridiplantae; Streptophyta; Magnoliopsida; Poales; Poaceae. The transcript has 2 exons. The record is from RefSeq and is a predicted model, not a curated record. Bases 134 to 1393 code for a protein of 419 amino acids.
GCCGUCGUGCUUCUACACUCGCACAGCGAAGAACAGGGCACCUCUGAUCAGAGAUAGUAGCAAUAUAGCAUCUGCCCACGUUCUCACGCAUCACCACAGCUACAGCAUCAAUAGUACCUUGCCAGGUACAGCUAUGGCGUCCGAGCAGAAUCGCCGCGAGGACCGCGCGCAGGCCGCGGCGCAAAAGGCGGCCGAUGAGCUCGCCGCGCCCAGGCGGGACAUGCACGAGCCCAGCAGCCCAGGACGGCGGACCGGCAUCUUCGGCAGCGUGCAGGAGAGCGCGCGCUACCUGCUGGGCGCCGUCCGCGACACAUUUUCCGGCGGCGCCCGGGACACAAGCACGGCCCACAACAGACACUCCACCGGCGCCAUGGGGACCGCGGGGGAGAAACUUAAUGAGUACGGGAGCUACGCAUCCCAAAAGGCCGAGGAAGGGAAAGAGAGCGCGAGUGAGAUGGCGGACGCCGCCGCCGGUAAGACCAUGGAGACCAAGGACGCGGCGGCAGAGAAGACGAGGGAGAUGGCGGACGCCGCCGCGGGGAAGACCAAGGAGACUAAGGACGCGGCGACGGAGAAGACGACGGAGAUUGCGGACACCGCCGCGAGGAAGGCCGCGGAGACCAAGGACGCGGCGGCAGAGAAGGCGCGCGGCGCGGGGGAGAUGGUGACGGAGAAGGCGAGGAGCGCCAAGGACGCUGCCUUGGAGACAAAGGACGCAGCGGCUGAGAAGGCGAGUGGAGCGGCGGAGACGGUGACGGAGAAGGCCAAGGGCGCCAAGGACGCAGUAUUUGAAACAGCGGAGGGCGCCAGGGAGUACAUGGUGGACAAGAAGGAGGACGCACGGCGAGCGCUCGCCGGCUCAGCCAAGUAUAGCAAGGGUGAGACGAACGAGUCGGCGUGGCAACAGGGUCAGGACGUGCGUCGGCGGGCAGCGGAGAAGGCCGAGGAGGUUCGUCAGCGCACGCAUCUGCCACCGGAGGAGGAGAGGUCGAAGUCGGCAACGGAGAACAUCUUCGGGUCGGCACAGGGGUUGACGCAGGUGUUAAAGGAGAAGAUGACGAUGCCGACGGACGUGAUCGAGCAGAAGCUCGCUGAGAGGAAGGGGAUGCCGACGGACGCGGGGCGGGGCGAGGCACUGAACGCGGACGACGUGAUGAUACGCGUGAAGGAGGCGGAUCAGAUGACCGGGACAGGGUUUAAUGACGUCGGCAAGAUGGGCGAGGAGGGUACCGGCAUGAAGGCGGCACUGAGGGCCUCCGACGAGGAGGAGGACGUGAUGCUGCGGGUGAAGGCGGCGGACCAGAUGACAGGGCAGGCAUUCAACGACGUCGGCCCGAUGGGCGAGGAGGGCACCGGGAUGGAGCCGGCGUUGAGGGCGCGGAAGAACGCCUGAGAGCAUCUACUCCUGUAAUCCUGUUGCGUCUGAGCGUUUCGUGCUAUACUUUGUAGUACAUGGCACUCCUGUCAUGAAUGAAUGAAUAAAUUAUGCUGGGCAGCUUUGUUGCUAAA